Megalops cyprinoides (Indo-Pacific tarpon) is the source of this 3913-nucleotide messenger RNA. RefSeq names its product kinesin family member 3A (gene kif3a). The transcript has 19 exons. Gene Ontology annotation, molecular function: ATP binding; microtubule motor activity; microtubule binding. Bases 158 to 2350 code for a protein of 730 amino acids. Lineage: Eukaryota; Metazoa; Chordata; Actinopteri; Elopiformes; Megalopidae. The record is from RefSeq and is a predicted model, not a curated record. Gene Ontology annotation, biological process: microtubule-based movement.
CGAGACUUGAAAAAUAAUGGUCUAUUAAAUGGACAUCAGGGUUCAGUCAUUUGUAUGUGAUUUAGCUGAAUCACAUACAUUUUAGUCUUUUUCACUUUUGGCAUCGAAUGUCCUCACCUUCAAACGUACAACUGAACGUCUGUCUUGAUUUGUCAAAAUGCCGAGUAACAAGCUGGACAAACCCGAAAAGGUGGAGACCAGCGACAAUGUUAAAGUGGUGGUACGAUGUCGGCCCCUCAAUCAGAAAGAAAAAAUGAUGGGUCACCGUCAGGCUGUGACCGUAGACGAAAUGCGAGGGACAAUAACGGUCAAUAAAUUAGACACUCCCAACGAACCUCCGAAAACAUUCACCUUCGACACGGUGUUUGGGCCAGACAGUAAACAGCUGGAUGUUUAUAAUCUGACCGCAAGACCCAUCAUUGACUCCGUUUUGGAAGGAUAUAACGGAACAAUAUUUGCCUAUGGCCAGACGGGAACGGGAAAGACCUUCACUAUGGAGGGUGUCAGAGCAGUGCCUGAACUUAGAGGAAUCAUUCCAAACUCAUUUGCACAUGUCUUUGGCCACAUUGCCAAAGCAGAGGGUGACACCAGGUUCUUAGUUAGAGUUUCUUACCUGGAAAUUUAUAAUGAAGAAGUGAGGGACUUGCUGGGCAAGGACCAGAUGCAGAGGUUGGAGGUGAAAGAAAGACCAGAUGUCGGAGUAUACAUAAAGGACUUGUCUGGAUAUGUGGUGAAUAACGCAGAUGACAUGGACAGAAUCAUGACGCUUGGCCACAAGAAUCGUUCUGUCGGAGCCACCAACAUGAAUGAGCACAGCUCGCGUUCCCACGCCAUCUUCACCAUCACAAUCGAGUGCAGCGAGAAGGGGAUCGACGGCAAUCAGCAUGUGCGCAUGGGCAAACUCCACCUCGUGGACCUGGCGGGGUCUGAGCGACAGGGUAAGACAGGAGCCACGGGACAGCGGCUGAAAGAGGCCACGAAAAUCAACCUCUCUCUCUCCACCCUGGGCAACGUCAUCUCGGCGCUGGUGGACGGCAAGAGCACCCACGUGCCUUACAGGAACUCCAAACUCACCCGCCUCCUGCAAGACUCUCUGGGAGGAAAUUCCAAGACCAUGAUGUGUGCAAAUAUCGGGCCAGCGGACUACAAUUACGACGAGACCAUCAGCACCUUGCGCUAUGCCAACCGAGCAAAGAACAUCAAGAACAAAGCCAGAAUUAACGAGGACCCCAAGGAUGCCCUCCUGCGUCAGUUCCAGAAGGAAAUCGAAGAGCUCAAGAAGAAACUGGAGGAAGGGGAGGAAAUCUCUGGUUCAGAUGGUAGCGGCUCUGAGGAUAUGGACGAUGGUGAUGGCGAGGGGGGUGAAGGAGGGGAAAAGCGCAGAAAACGCAGAGGCAGUGCCAGCAGCAGUAGUUCUGACUCCGCCUGUUCUGUUAUUCAAAACUCUCUGGAGAAAUCCCAGACUAACCAAACAGGAAAGAAGAAGGUCUCGCCAGACAAGAUGGUGGAGAUGCAGGCGAAGAUUGAGGAGGAGAGAAAGGCCCUGGAGGCCAAGCUAGACAUGGAGGAGGAAGAGAGGAACAAGGCCCGCGCAGAGCUGGAGAAGAGAGAGAAGGAUCUGCUCAAAGCCCAGCAGGAGCACCAGCUGUUGCUGGAGAAGCUGUCGGCGCUUGAGAAGAAGGUGAUAGUGGGCGGGGUGGACCUGCUGGCGAAGGCGGAGGAGCAGGAGAAGCUGCUGGAGGAGUCCAACAACGAGCUGGAGGAGCGGCGGAAAAGAGCCGAGCAGCUGCGCAGGGAGCUGGAGGAGAAGGAGCAAGAGCGCCUUGACAUUGAGGAGAAGUACACUAGUUUACAAGAGGAGGCCCAAGGAAAGACCAAGAAACUGAAGAAAGUGUGGACUAUGCUAAUGGCAGCCAAGUCGGAGAUGGCAGACCUGCAGCAGGAGCAUCACCGUGAGAUCGAGGGGCUUCUCGAGAACAUUCGCCAGCUGAGCCGGGAGCUCCGCCUCCAGAUGCUCAUCAUCGACAACUUUAUCCCGCAGGAGUACCAGGAGAUGAUUGAGAACUAUGUGCACUGGAAUGAAGAUAUUGGGGAAUGGCAAUUGAAAUGUGUGGCGUAUACCGGCAACAACAUGAGGAAGCAAACCCCGGUGCCGGACAAGAAAGAAAAAGAUCCAUUUGAGGUGGACCUCUCCCACGUUUACUUGGCGUAUACAGAAGAGAGCAUGAGGCAGUCGCUCAUGAAGCUGGAGAGGCCGAGGACCUCUAAGAGCGGGAAGUCGAGGCCUAAAACCGGCAGGAGGAAAAGGUCUUCAAAACCUGAGGCUGUGAUUGAAUCCCUUCUGCAAUGAGUGCGCCCCUACUCCUGCGACCUCAACAUGUUACUGAAGAACACUGAGUCUGAUAGGUAAAGGAGAACUCCAGCGAAAAAUAAUAAUUUGAUGUGCAUUAUCAUAUGUAUCAGUUAUUGAGUAUGCAUAAUUGAGUAUUCUGAACUUCAUCCAGAAAGAUGUGAAUAUGACCUUCCUCUAGUCGGUGGUGCCGGCCAGCUUUACCACCAGCCAGAUCUUUUGAUUUUAUUUUGAGAAAUACAAAAUCCCAAUGGUUUUAGCAUGUUUAAUCACUCAACAGCUUAAAGAAUCAUGUAGAAGAACACAAACGUCUUGAAUAUAUCGGUGCAGUUUGUGCACAGUGAUGAUUUCAUUGUUUAGAAAGGGGACUUUCAGCAAGCAAGGUUUGUUAGGAUUGUCUAGCUUUUCCUAGGCCAGCUUGCAUCAUCGAAUGGAGGAAGGUAUCCGGUCCUAACCUUUGUGCCUGAAGGACAUGAUUUGGAAUGGUAAAUUGUGUAUGCGACUAUUUGGUACAUGUAAUAACACAUUGCAUUUUCCUUUUUGACUGGAGUUUACCUUUCAGUACCUUGUGCAGUAUACACAGGGGAAAAAAGACACUGUUCAUGUGUAAGCAUGUCACCCUUGAAUGAUUUUGGUAUUUAUUGUGUAAAGUACUGUAAAGAAAAGAGUUACACGCAGGGCAAGAACUGAAGUCUUAAACUUGUUUUAAGGAAGUUUGAAAUAAAAGGAUUGACCGUUUAGGGGGACCAGUUUAUUGUGUUUCAGUCCUCUUACACAGGAUGAGUAGCUGCUUUAUGUGAUGUGUAAAAACAAGGCAAAGACAGCCUUUUGUCUCUUACUCUGCAGAAUACUGCUCCAACGGUAAAAUCGUUAAAAUAGCUUGUGUGCUUUGACAGUUGCAGAACAGUAAUGUGCAUUGUCUGUAAUAGUACAUUAAAGACCUUAUACAAGGGUCACUCAUUUCGUGUAUAAGAUAUAACAUGCCAGGUGCUGCAAGUAAUGAAAGAUGCUACAUAAAGAAUGAAAAAAGAAAAAUAGAAUUGCAUACAUUUGUUUAGAUUGAAUACCUUCAGUAUGGCUGAGUAGAUGGCAAAGAAAUGAUUUACUCAGAUUACACACACUUCUGCUUUUGUUCAAACCAUUUACUUUUGGGAAUAAAAAAAAACAUUGUCUCCAUUUGGUUCAGUAUAGCAAACUGAAAUAGAAGGACAGGCUGUUGAACAGCAGGGUGUCUCAAGGGUGACUCAUUCAAAACUCUUAAAUUAAUCCAAAGCCUCUGGACAAUAGCAGUGGCAGUGUGACAUUAUGUUGAAAAUAGGAUUCAAAGUGGAUGCAAAUAGUGCUUUCUACUUUAAUUUCACAGAAUUGUGAGGUAGGAUGUGCAUGCUAUACAUUUCCUUUAUGUAGUGCCAAUUGUUCUACAUGGAACACUAACAGCUGAUAUUUUGUGUUCUUUCAUCUUCGCUUUGAUGUUCUGUAGUCUUAACAAAGUUAACUGCUCUACAAAAAUGUAAAUCUUCCUGUAUUGUCAGCAAUCCCCCCAGUUAAGAUAAUAAAUUAUUG